This is a messenger RNA of Bemisia tabaci, 1153 nucleotides long. The record is from RefSeq and is a predicted model, not a curated record. Lineage: Eukaryota; Metazoa; Arthropoda; Insecta; Hemiptera; Aleyrodidae.
CCUCGCAGUGUGUGCGCAUCGUUCAUCGUGGUUCAUAUGUCGCGAUCCGAUCAUGUUCGAUUUGUCUGAAUAAACCAUGUUUCUUUGCACAGUCAAUCAGUCAUUUGUCAUUGUCAUUGUUUUUCAUCACACUCAACAUUACAUGGCGCAGUCGUUCGCGGUCGCGAGUUUAAAGUGAUCGUCCGUGAAGCCGAAAAGCGUGAGUGUCAAUCCACGUGAUGGCGUCGAGCCUAAAACCGCCAAAGCCGCUCGUGCUGACUGGUAACCUAUCCCAAAACUGGAAAACGUUUAGACAGGAAUUUGAGCUCUAUCUGACGGCCUCUGGCCAACGGAAACGUAAAAGUGGUGAAAAAGUAGCUUUGCUUCUUCACAUAAUUGGUGCCGAUUCUCGUGAAGUGUACUACACGCUGGGAAGCACAGGCACUGAAGAUGAAAGUGAGGGUGAGGAAACGCUCGAAACAUUGUAUGAUAAGUUCGAGAAAUAUUGUAAUCCCAAGAAGAACAUCCUCCACGCACGUUCCCUUUUCUACUCACGAAACCAAAAGGUAGGGGAAUCCUUCGACAGUUUUUAUAAUGACCUCAAAAAACUGGCUAAAGAUAGCGAGUUUGAAAACAUCAAAAGUAGUCUGAGAGACCGUCUAGUAUUUGGCUCAAACGACACCGUCAUUCAAGCAAAACUGAUCAAAGCUGGUGAUGUUUCUCUAGAAGAUACUGUAGAGCGUUUAAGGAUUGCGGAAAUCACGAGACGCCAAACCUCUGAAGCCCUCGCCAAACCGCAAGAAGUUGCUGCGGUAGAAGCUCAAAAACCUGUGUAUCGCAAGUCGUACCCUAAGUCUCCAAAGCCUGGUACAAAGUAUCAACCCAAGACGCAAACCCCGGAUCAACAGUCUCACGCUACAGGUGAACUCAAGAAGAUCGAUUGUAAAUGGUGUGGCAAGCAACAUGUGCGGGAUAAGUCGCUGUGUCCAGCCCAAGGCAAGACGUGUACCCGCUGUAAAAAGCUGAAUCAUCUGGCAGAAGUUUGCAGAAGUAAACAAGUUGCGGAAGUUCGAGUAGAGCCAAGCAGUGCAUAGAGUUCUCAGCAUCCAAUUAUUUGGUCCUUAUUGACUACUACUCUAAAUGGAUCGAGCUAAUAAAACUUCCUUCAAAAACA